AUGUCUGCCCAACCAUUUAAUGCCGAAAAUGCCGAUAACUUAGAAGAAAUCGAAAUGCAAUUUGCUGUUAAAGCAGUCCAGCAAGCUGAAACUUACUGGUCAUUAUUGGAAAAGAUUCCUGGAUCUAAAUUGAAGUUGACUAAACAUGAUGAUGAUAUAUUCAAUCAAUUACUUGAAGACUUCCCUGAAUUUAAAGAACCAAGCAAUGUUGCUGUUAUUCGUGAAGAGGAUAUGAAGAGCACCACAGGAAAAGCUAAAUGGAGAACCUUCUGUGAAAAAUUCAAUGAAAUAGAAGAUUACAACUUUGGUACAUUGCUCAGGUUGAAAGCGAAUGAAGAAUAUUCACAAGAUGGAACCAUAUUUGCUGUUAGAAUUCAAUUUUAUGCCAUCGAAAUUGCUAGAAAUAGAUAUGGUUUGAAUGACUGGAUUUCUAAGAAGGAAUAG
Messenger RNA from Candida dubliniensis CD36, 444 nucleotides. RefSeq lists its product as uncharacterized. The coding region runs from base 1 to 444 and encodes 147 amino acids. The record is from RefSeq and is a predicted model, not a curated record. Gene Ontology annotation, cellular component: cytoplasm. The transcript has a single exon. NCBI's taxonomy places the organism in Eukaryota, Fungi, Ascomycota, Pichiomycetes, Serinales, Debaryomycetaceae.